CAAUCGAAAAUCCAUUCGUUAGUUCUGAGUUAAUGCCCUAAACAUUCGAAAAUCGAUUUGUUAAAAAAAUCGGCGCACCUGCAUCAAAGCAUCCUAAAAUGCAUUUGUUGUGGCGUGUGAGAACCGAUGCAGUUUCUUCGUAAUUUUUAAUCCAAGCCCUUCCAUACCCCGGCAUUUGGCGAGAUGCUUCAAACUAGUCGCUCUUCCUGUCUUGCUAUAAAAGCUCAGCGUACCAUCAUCAUUGUUCACAAUCGGAUAAAAACAAAGACGGAGAGUUCUAAUGCCAGGGUUUCGAGCACCAGAAAGUCUCCCCUUGAUCAUGGUCACGGCGCUGCUUGCGACCGUGGCAUCAAUUGUCGUCGGCGGUGGAUUUUUCGAGCCCUUCAACGUCACCUAUGAUCACAGGGCGCUUAUCAUCGGCGGCAAGCGACGGAUGCUCAUCUCCGCUGGAUUUCACUACCCGCGGGCGACUCCCGAGAUGUGGCCUGGUAUAAUUCUUAAGAGCAAGGAAGGAGGAGCUGAUGUAAUACAAACAUAUGUAUUUUGGAAUGGGCAUGAGCCUGUUAGAGGUCAGUACUAUUUUGAAGACAGAUAUGAUCUUGUUAAGUUUGUGAAGCUGGUUGGUUCAAGUGGACUUUACUUUCAUCUUCGCAUUGGUCCUUAUGCAUGUGCAGAGUGGAACUUUGGGGGUUUUCCAGUUUGGUUACGUGACAUAGAAGGUAUAGAGUUCCGAACUAACAACCGACCAUUCAAGGUUGAGAUGCAAAGAUUUGUUAGUAAAAUUGUGGAAAUGAUGAAAGAAGAAAAGCUUUUCUCUUGGCAAGGUGGUCCAAUCAUCCUAUUGCAGAUUGAGAAUGAAUAUGGUAAUGUUGAAGGCUCAUAUGGUGAGGGAGGUAAACAGUAUGUUAAAUGGGCUGCAGAAAUGGCACUUAGCCUAGGGGCUGGUGUUCCAUGGGUUAUGUGCAAGCAAACUGAUGCUCCUGAGACAGUUAUUGAUGCCUGUAAUGGAUUCUACUGUGAUGCCUUCAGGCCAAAUGCUUAUAAGAAGCCUAUGGUUUGGACCGAGGAUUGGAAUGGCUGGUAUGCAUCUUGGGGUGAAAGACUACCUCACAGGCCUGUUGAAGACAAUGCAUUUGCUGUUGCUCGUUUUUUCCAACGCGGGGGAAGUUAUAGUAAUUACUACAUGUUUUUUGGUGGAACAAACUUCGACAGAACAGCAGGUGGUCCUUUUCAAAUAACUAGUUAUGAUUAUGAUGCUCCGAUAGAUGAAUAUGGUUUGUUAUCUGAACCUAAAUGGGGGCAUUUGAAAGAUCUUCAUGCAGCAAUAAAACUUUGUGAACCAGCUUUAGUUACUGUUGAUCAUGAGCCCCAGUAUUUUAAACUGGGGCCAAUGCAAGAGGCACAUGUUUACUCCAGUGUUCUUCUAAAAAGGAAUGAAAAUUUACCAAAAAACUUGAACAUUUGCUCGGCAUUUCUUGCAAACAUUGAUGAGCACAAGUCGGUUGCAGUGAAAUUAUUUGGCAAAGACUAUACUUUACCUGCUUGGUCAGUUAUCAUAUUACCAGAUUGUAAGACUCCGGCUUUUAACACUGCUCAGGUAGGGUCCCAGAUUUCGAUUAAAAGCGCCCAUUCUCUAUCAUUUAGCAAUUCAAGCACAGCAGCAACUGGGAACCUUCUGCUUGCCACCGAAGAUUUUAGUCUGUCAAGUACAUGGAUGGCUUUUGAUGAACCAAUAGGCAUAUGGAGUAACAACUGUUUCACAGAGCACAAAUUUCUAGAGCAUCUUAAUGUUACAAAAGAUGUUUCUGAUUACUUGUGGUAUAUAACAAGAAUAAAUGUUUCUGGUGAGGACAUCACAUACUGGAAGGAAAAAGGCAUUCUUCCAACGCUUACAGUACAUAGCAUUCGAGAUGUAGCCAGAAUUUUUCUAAAUGGUCAGCUUAUAGGUGGUACUUAUGGAAGCUGGGUUAAGUUGGAGCAGAAGCUUCAACUGGUCGAGGGAUGCAAUGAAUUAGCUUUAUUAUCCGAGACUAUUGGCUUGAAGAAUUAUGGUGCUUUCAUAGAAAAGGAUGGAGCAGGAUUCAGGGGUCCAGUAAAGCUGAUUGGUUUUAAAGAUGGGGAAAUUGAUCUAUCUAGUUCUCCAUGGACCUACCAGGUAGGGUUAAAGGGAGAGUUCAAGAAGGUAUUUGCUCAAGUAGGACAAGAAAAGGUUGACUGGACUAUGUUGCAGCCUGAUAAGAUGAAAACGUCUUUUACAUGGUACAAGUCUUACUUUGAUAUACCUAUAGGAAAAUAUACAAUUGCUCUUGACCUUGGGAGCAUGGGGAAGGGCCAAGCUUGGAUAAAUGGCCAUGGACUUGGACGAUUCUGGUCCCUAGUUGCGCCUAGUCAUGGAUGCCCCCAAACUUGUAACUAUCGUGGUGCCUACAAUGAAAAGAAGUGCUUGACCAACUGUGGGAAACCAACCCAAACUUUGUAUCACAUUCCAAGAGAUUGGCUUAAAGCUUCUAACAACUUGCUCGUCAUAUUUGAGGAAAUAGGCGGGAAUCCAUUAGAUAUAAAAUUGAAGAAACAUUGGACUUCAACAAUCUGUGCACAAGUUUCAGAGACUCACUAUCCACCUCUUUCUUCCUGGCACAACCCAAAGCUUUAUUCUGGAAAUAUCUCACUUGAUAAAACCUCACCGGAAAUGUACUUGCACUGUGAUGAUGGAUAUACAAUCUCUUCCAUAACAUUUGCGAGCUUCGGAACCCCUAAUGGCGGCUGCCAAAAUUUCUCCGAGGGAAAAUGCCAUGCACAAAGCUCAUCAUCUGUCGUAUCUGAGGCUUGUUUGGGAAGAAACAGUUGCUAUAUUGCUGUUUCGAUCACAACUUUCAGCCCUGACCCAUGCAGAGGCACUGUCAAGACAUUAGCAGUCCAAGCUGAGUGCUCUCCACCUUCAGACUAUUACAUGCACUCUUCGUUCUGAGUACUCUAUGUAAAGCAUAUAUGAUGUUUGAAACAAACAGACAUUUGUAGCUUAUAUCAUGCUGCUCCAGGAGGGAUUAAAGACGCUGCUUAUGAUGCACAUUACUGUCGUGUCAAUUCGUCGCAUUAUUUUUCAUUAUUAAACUUUGCAAAGAAUUUCACUGCUGUCAUAAUUUGUCAUGUAAUCGAAUAUGUUGGUUCAUUAAGUAUUUGUUAAGAACAUGGCAACGACCAAUCAGGAUUGUGAGCAAAGUGACUCACUUGCAGCAUAAAGCCCGAAUGAAAUAAAAUAUAUUGAUCUCAACUUAAGGCUCAAAUCAAAUGGUUCGUUA
Phalaenopsis equestris is the source of this 3299-nucleotide messenger RNA. Its product is annotated as beta-galactosidase 15. The record is from RefSeq and is a predicted model, not a curated record. Gene Ontology annotation, cellular component: vacuole; cell wall. Gene Ontology annotation, molecular function: carbohydrate binding; beta-galactosidase activity. The transcript is spliced from 19 exons. Gene Ontology annotation, biological process: carbohydrate metabolic process. The coding region runs from base 281 to 2968 and encodes 895 amino acids. NCBI's taxonomy places the organism in Eukaryota, Viridiplantae, Streptophyta, Magnoliopsida, Asparagales, Orchidaceae.